ACUUAGUAGAGUGCCUGGCACAUAGUAAGCACUUAACAAAUACUAUUAAAAAUAAGUAAAAAUCCAGCAUUAGGAAGAUGCCUAUCCACCCCUUGCUUUCUUCUGAAUCUCCUGUGGUUCGUUCUACCCCCUAAGGGUCAUUUUUCCUUGGCUCGCGUGCCCAGCCUCCUCCUCCUUCUCUCUUUCCCUUGUCCGACUGGCAUAUUUCUCUCUUACCUUUUAAUCAGCCUAUAUCUUUGAUUAUUUUCUCCUUCACCUUUGAUUGGCCAUCUUUUCUGCCAUCGGAGUUCCAUUUCUUUUGCUUCCCAUGUCUCUCUCAGUUUCGAGACCGUUUUUUUUUUAUCAUUACCAAAACCUCACGUUCAUCAUUUAAUAGUCACGUGUCUUUCAGCCCAAAGAACACUUCACAGGUUAUGUUACCUUAAUUGCCAUCAGGUUGUGGAAGCAAGGUUGAAAACAAGGUUGCUCCAGAAAAAUUCACUGUGGGAGAGGGAGUUCUGGGGCCCCGAGUUGGAAUAUGAAGAUUUGCCCAGCAAACAGAACACCACCGUAUGUGUUUCCCCGAGGGAUCCUUCCGUUUACUUGGCCCACGUCAUUCUUAGUACAGUGCUCAAUGAAUACCACCGAUGGAUUGAGGUGACACUCUCCCCACGGCGGUUUUGAAGCGAAAGUCAAGGGGGACUAUCCCGGGACCAAGGGCAAAGAGACAUUGAUCUGCAGCCCCAGAGCAGCCCACACGGUGCCCCAAGCUGGAGUGACUCUCAUCUGCCAACUGGGGACGAUGACUACCGAACUGAGGUUGGCAGCAGGCCUGGAGCCCCACUUCCCAGCCUCCAAAGAGCAGGGAGGGCUGCCUGCGGUGACGACGAAGGAGAACUGGGCCCAGGGGACCGAAUCUAGCGGGCGUGGGGAGAUCUACCAGCGCUUCCGGCGGUUCUGCGCCCGCGGGGCGUCCGGACCCAGCGAUGCUUUGAACCAGCUCCGGGAGCUCUGCUGGCAGUGGCUGAGGCCAGAGAAGGAAGAGCAGAUCCUGACCAACCUGCGAGCGGAGGGCGGAGGAGAGCCGGGGUGCCCGACGGAGGGUGUGCCGAGAGAGCCGGACGGACCAGAGCAGCGGGUCCCGGACCGUACCCCUGGACAGAAAGUGCUUCCGAAGGAUGCAGUACCCCCAGCAGAAGAGGUACUUCCUAUUCUUCAUGUCAACUCCUCUCCAAAAGUUUCGUCUGUUCCACCGAGCCCUGCCCUUCUCCAAGAGGGAAGCCCAGGAGAGCAGGAAGUGGCAGUUGAGCAUCAGAAAACCAGGAUUCAGGGCCUGGUGACAUUCAGCGACGUGGCCGUGUCCUUCACCCGGGAGGAGUGGGAGCAUCUGGACCCUUCUCAGCGCAGUUUGUACUGGGACGUGAUGCUGGAGAAUUAUGGGAACCUCGCCUCCCUGGGAUUUCCCAUUCCCAAACUUGAUGUGAUCUCCCAGAUGGAGGAAAGGAAAGACCUGCUGGGCCUUGGUCUGCCAGAAGCUGAGGAAAGAGAGCCCCCCAGAGACACCUGCACAGAUUGUAAAACCGGAAACGAGGCAGAGGAGCCGAUUCCCGUGAAACGGGAUAUUAGUGAAGAAGCAGAUUUGCAUAGGGCAUUAUUGGUAAGUCUCCAGCAGGACAUUCUCAUGACAUCUGUGUGUGGAAAAACUAUCGCAUUUGGGGAUAGGUUAGAAUUCCCUGUUGAGGAUAGAAAUGUCGAAGAAGUCCAUAGGAAAACCUCCAGAGAGGAGAGGGUCUGUGAGUGCGAAAAAGCUUUCAAGUGGAGUCCGUGUCUUAUCGGACAUCAGAGAAUCCAUACCGGCGAGAAAGCCUGUCCGUGUCAUGAAUGUGGGAAGACGGUCAGUCAGUACUCAGACCUUAGUAAGCAUCGGAGAAUUCGCACCAGAGGGAAGCUCUACAAAUGCAGCCAAUGUGGGAAAGAAUUCAGAUGGAGCUCCCGCCUAAUUGAACAUCAGAGAAUUCAUACGGGAGAGAAACCUUUCAAAUGUGGUGGCUGUGGAAGAGCUUUUGGCCGGCACUCAGACCUCGUUAAACAUCAGAGGAUCCACACUGGAGAGAAACCUUACAAAUGUAGUCAGUGCGGGAGAGCCUUCAGUCAACACUCAGACCUUGUUAAGCAUCAGCGAAUCCACACCGGAGAGAAACCCUACAAAUGUCACGAAUGUGGGAAGGCCUUCAGUCAACAUUCAACCCUUAUCGAACAUCAGAGAAUCCAUACCGGAGAGAAACUCUACAAGUGUAACGACUGUGGAAAAGCCUUCAGUCAACACUCGGACCUUAUUAAACAUCAGCGAAUCCACACCGGAGAGAAGCCCUAUAAAUGUAAUGAAUGCGGAAAGUCCUUCAGUCAACAUUCAAACCUGAAGACGCAUCAGAGAAUCCACACCGGAGAGAAACCCUAUAAUUGUAACACGUGUGGAAAAGCUUUCAGCGUUCGCUCUUCCCUUAUUAGCCAUCAGAGAAUUCACACUGGAGAGAAAUGCUAUCAGUGUAAUGAAUGUGGGAAAGCCUUCAAUCAGCACUCGGACCUUAUUAAACAUCAGAGGAUUCACACUGGAGAGAAGCCCUACAAGUGCAGCGAAUGUGGGAAAGGCUUCAGUCAACACUCAAGCCUUAUUGAACAUCACAGAAUUCACACCGGAGAGAAACCUUAUCGGUGCAGUGCAUGUGGAAAAGCCUUCAGUCAACACUCAGACCUUAUUAAACACCAGAGAAUCCACACCGGAGAAAAGCCCUACACAUGUAACGAAUGUGGAAAAGCCUUCAGUCAACGUUCAAACCUCAUCACCCACCAGAGAAUCCAUACUCGGGAAAAACUCUGUAAAUGUAACGAAUGUGGUAAAACCUUCAGUGUUCGCCCAACCGCCGUUAAUCAUCGGAGAAUCUAUACUGGAGAGAAACCCUACAGGUGUAAUGACUGUGAGAAAGCCUUCAGUGAACACUUCGUCCUCACUGAUCAAAUUGUUCACCCUGGCAGGAAAACCUACAAAUGUAGUCAGUACCAGAAAGCCUUCGGUUACAACCCACAUCUUCCGGCACAUCAGAGAAUGUAGAAUUGGGUUCUUUCCGUGGGUUCUCCCUCCUACUUAGACCGUGAGCCCCAUGCGGGACAGGAACGGUGUCCAACUUGUAUCUA
Messenger RNA from Ornithorhynchus anatinus (platypus), 3171 nucleotides. Its product is annotated as zinc finger protein 436-like. The record is from RefSeq and is a predicted model, not a curated record. Gene Ontology annotation, molecular function: DNA-binding transcription factor activity, RNA polymerase II-specific; RNA polymerase II cis-regulatory region sequence-specific DNA binding. NCBI's taxonomy places the organism in Eukaryota, Metazoa, Chordata, Mammalia, Monotremata, Ornithorhynchidae. Gene Ontology annotation, biological process: regulation of transcription by RNA polymerase II.